GAAGAGUUUCGUGAAUGCUCUGAACUCAGAAAAAUAAUGCAAUCUCUCACUCUAACUCUGUACCCAACUUCAGUUUCCCCGUCAAGACUCAAACUUUACCCGUUAAGACAAACUCUACCUUCUGUUCUCUCUCCUCCAACCGUCGGAAACAACCGUCGCGGUAUGGCGUCACGCGGUGAUUCUGCUUCGUUUAAGUCCCUAGCCACUCAUCAGACUUCGACCAGUGGUGAUGAUGGUGAUGGAUACUGUACUCUCGUAGACUUUGCAGGGAGAGAAGGUGCAAAUGUAGGAGAUGAUCUUGUGGUGUUACUUUACCACUUACAACACGCUUGCAAAAGAAUAGCUUCUCUUGUCUCUUCUCCUUACAACUCUUCACUUGGAAAGCUCUCUGUUAACUCCUCCUCUACUGGCUCAGACCGUGACGCACCCAAACCGCUCGAUAUUGUCUCUAACGGUAUCAUCUUGUCAUCUCUCAGAAACUCAGGGAAAGUGGCAGUAAUGGCAUCAGAAGAAGACGAUACUCCCACUUGGAUCAAAGAUGAUGGUCCUUACGUUGUGGUUGUAGAUCCUUUAGAUGGUUCACGUAACAUCGAUGCUUCGAUACCUACUGGGACUAUAUUUGGGGUUUAUAAUCGACUAGUUGAGCUUGAUCAUUUACCUGUUGCAGAGAAAGCUGAGCUCAAUUCUCUGCAGAGAGGUAACAGGCUUGUAGCUUCAGGUUACGUUCUGUACUCUUCAGCUACGAUACUUUGUGUUACUCUUGGCUCUGGUGCACAUGCCUUCACGCUUGAUCAUUCUACUGGCGAGUUCGUUCUUACGCAUCAGAAUAUUAAGAUCCCUACUCGAGGACAAAUCUACUCAGUGAACGAUGCGAGGUACUUCGACUGGCCAGAAGGUCUGAGGAAAUACAUUGAUACAGUACGCCAAGGGAAAGGCCAAAACCCAAAGAAAUACUCAGCACGUUACAUUUGUUCUCUAGUGGCUGAUCUUCACAGGACUUUGUUAUACGGAGGAGUGGCUAUGAAUCCAAGAGACCAUCUCCGUUUAGUCUAUGAAGGAAACCCUUUGGCUUAUCUAGUGGAACAAGCUGGUGGCAAAGCCUCUGAUGGGAAAAGAGAGAUACUUUCUAUACAGCCAGUGAAGCUUCACCAGAGAUUGCCUCUGUUUCUUGGAAGCGUAGAGGAUGUUACUGAGCUUGAGAGCUAUGGAGAUGUGCAACAGACUGUGAAUCCUGGCUAUGAAGUUUGAAAAGAUGCGUCUGCUUCGUUUCAUGUGGAGGAAAAACGCAAAUCCAUGAGAUGCUUGUGAAGAUAUAGCGAGGGAUAUAUCCUUUACAUGUGUUUAAAACAUACAUCAGUCUCGAAUCUUGUUCAUUGUAACAUAACACUGUUGAAGCAUAGAUCUUGUUCAUUGUAGCAUAACACUGUUGAAGCAUAGAUCUUGUUCAUUGUAACAUAACACUGUUGAAGCAUAGAUCUUGUUCAUUGUAGCAUAA
This is a messenger RNA of Eruca vesicaria subsp. sativa (arugula), 1495 nucleotides long. The record is from the annotation of a GenBank genome assembly. NCBI's taxonomy places the organism in Eukaryota, Viridiplantae, Streptophyta, Magnoliopsida, Brassicales, Brassicaceae.